Molecule: messenger RNA, 2882 nt
Organism: Archocentrus centrarchus (flier cichlid)
Lineage: Eukaryota; Metazoa; Chordata; Actinopteri; Cichliformes; Cichlidae
Gene: noc3l
Product: NOC3-like DNA replication regulator
Exons: 21
Coding region: 129-2558 (809 amino acids)
Biological process (GO): DNA replication initiation
Cellular component (GO): nucleolus
Molecular function (GO): chromatin binding
Source: RefSeq, a predicted model, not a curated record
GAGAACAACGUGUGGAGGCACCCUACCGCUUCGCACCAAAACACACCGACACUCCUGACCAACGUGAACGGGCAGUAGAGCCCACAGUCCGGCCUGACACAGCGGAGACACCGGGACCUGCUGCCGCCAUGGGCCCGCCUCGCUCGAAGAAGCGGCGGCCGACCUUUCGCCGUCUGCUGAAGACGAGCGGCGUGAAGCUGGAGAACAAGCUGAAGAACCGACAGCUGAAGCAGCAGAACGUCGCCAAGAAGCAGCGCAAGGAGCAGAAGAGGCUGAGGCAGGCAGUGAAGGGCGCUGCCGGCGCCGUGCCCCGCCCCCUCGAGACGUACAGGAAGAGACCCGAGGAGGAGGAGGACGAGGAAGAGUUUCUGGAGAGCCUGCCCACAGACAUGUUGGAGGAGGACAACCUGCAGCAGAUGACCGUCAUGGCUCGCCAGGCCUCCUUCAUCACCAGAGACCUGUCGUCAUGCGGGCCGGUGCACGGUGGAAAGAAACGGAAAUCAGACGUAGUUCGCAGCUACGAGAAAGUUCCCAGGAAAAUGGCGAGGACGGAGGAGAAGGAAGUGAUCCACCUGCUGCCGAUCAAAGACAAGACCGGAGUGAUCCCACAGAGCAUAGAGAGGGUUGUUGAAAAGCAGCAAGAGGAGGAGGAGGAGGAAGAGGAAGAUGCUGCGGUCGAGCUUGACAGCGUCGAAAAAGAGGCGGAGCUGGCGAGCUGUGUGGAGAUGACGCCGGCACAGAGAGAGCGGCUCAGGGAUCAAAAGCUAAAUGAAAGGAAGCUGACCAUCGCCAGCCUGGCGUCAGCCAUCGUGUCAGACCCCUUCAGUAGUAUAAAGCGCGUGAAGGAGCUGCGGGCGAUGCUGAUGGAGGCCGACCCCAGUGUGGCGGUGACAGUCAGGAAGCUGGCGAUGAUUUCUUUGAUGGAGGUCUUCAAAGACAUCGCCCCCACCUACAGAAUCCGACCUCUGACCUCAGCAGAAAAGGCCACCAAGGUGAAGAAGGAGACGCAGGUGCUCAGAGAGUUCGAGGAAGGUUUGGUGAGUCAGUACAAGUUCUACCUGGAGGACCUGGAGCAGACUAUCAAAGACUGGAAGCAGAAGAAGAAGAAGCGCAGUCAGGCGGUGGCGUUCCAGUCGUACGGCGGCCUGGCCGAGGUCGCCGUUCGCUGCCUGUGUGAGCUGCUGGUCGCUCUGCCUCACUUCAACUUCCACAACAACAUCAUCGUCAUCCUCGUGCCGCUGAUGAACGACCCCGUCAAGAAGGUGUCAGUUAUGUGCUGUGACGCAUUAGGGAAGCUCUUCCAGCAGGACAAAGAGGGUGGGGCCUCGCUGGCUACGGUGCGAGUCAUCUCCGGCCUCGUGAAGAGCCUGAACUACAAUGUGCGGCCCGAGCUGCUGCGGACGCUGCUGAGUCUGAGGAUUAAAGAAGUGGAAGUGAAGAAGGACAUUGAGGCCAUGGCACCAAAACAGAAAUUCAUGACCAACAAGGAGAAGAAGAAGAACCUGUCGAGGAUGCAGAGGAAGUGGAAGAAGGCCGAGGAGAAGCUAGAGAAGGAGCUGCUGGAGACCGAAGCCUCAGAGAGCAAAGACAAGAAGAUCAAGCUGCACACUGAGAUGCUGAAUAUCGUCUUCCUCAUUUACUUCAGGAUUUUGAAGAAGGCUCAGAAAUCGGUUCUUCUUCCUGCAGUUCUGGAGGGGCUGGCCAAUUUUGCUCACCUCAUCAACCUGGAGUUCUUUGAUGACCUUCUCAACGUGCUUCAAGGCCUCAUCCAAUCAGGAGAUUUGUCCACCAAGGAGACUCUCCACUGCAUCCAGACCGUCUUUACCAUCCUGUCAGGACAAGGUGAUGUCCUAAACAUCGACCCGCUCAACUUUUACUCUCAGUUCUACAAACUGCUACUGAGGCUUCACGCAGGGGCGUCCAGUGAUGACACCGUCAUUGUUCUGCGGUGUCUGGAUGCAAUGCUGACCCGCCGCAGGAAGCAGGUGACCCUGCAGAGAGCAAUGGCAUUUGUCAAAAGACUGAGCACGAUCAGUCUGCACAUGAUGCCCAACGCCAGCGUGGGAAUUCUCGCCGCCAACCGAGCCACCAUGCAUGCCUUCUCUAAGUGCGACUUCCUGCUGGACAACGAGAUUCAGGGCAGUGGAUUCUACCUGCCAGAGCUGGAUGAACCUGAAUACUGCAAUGCUCAAAACACCGCACUGUGGGAGCUACACACUCUGCAGAGACAUUACCACCCGGUGGUGCGGCGCUUUGCAGUCCACCUGAGUCAGGGCGCACCCUCUGAAGGCUCAUCAGCACUCAGUGUGGAGUUGAGUCGCAGGUCACCUGUGGAGCUGUUUGAUGACUACAGCAUCAAACAAAUGACCUUUAACCCCCCUGUAGCAUCACCCAGCUCCAAGAAGAAGGAUCAUUUUGCGGUUGGAGCAGCGCUGCUGGACGCCGAGUUGCAGAGGCAAAUCGAGAGCGCCCUGACCGCUGCCGAGGAUGCAAAGCUGGACUUUACUGCAGCACACACACAACCACCCAGCGCUGGCACACACACACACACAAAAUAAAAUAAAUAAUUUAUGGGCCAUGAGGAGAGGAAGUGCAGCUGCAGCCCGCAGCGUCUUCAGAGGAGUCGUCGAAUUCUCUUCAUCAUGUUGAUGUGAAAGAGUCGUGUUGUAGGGCGACGUUUGGGGUGUAACACCAGCACCCUGAACAGAGUCACCGGUUUGAUUCCCAGGGCCUCUCUGUUUCUUUGUCAGAUAUUAAAAAUAAAUGCCAGAAACUCUUAUUUUUAACUUUUCAGCUGAAUGUUAAUUUUUUAAAAGUAUCCUUUCAGUUUUUCAUGUGUUUCAUUGUCACCUUUGACAUUCAGCAAAAUAAACCUGAAAGCA